GCCACUCUCACACUGUGAUUCAACUACAGAAAGGAUAAAGUGUCUUGUUUAAAAUAAACAAACGCAGAGAAAAACUCUGCUGAACUGCUGAAGCGACUGAUCUCCACACUGUUAUAAAGAUGGCGUUUAUUAAAGAGGAGAGUGAAGAUGUGAAGAUUGAAGAAACAUUCACAGUCAAACAGGAAGAUCUGCAGGAACAAACAGACUUAAUUGAAGAGAAUGAGCGGAGUAAAGAGGAGGAACAUCAUGACAAAAUUGAUGAAAAAAGUAAAUUACAGACUGAUGGUAUUUUGAAAAGGAGAGACAAGAAUCGUUUCACCUGCACUCAGUGUGGAAAGAGUUUUGGAAGAAAAGAAACUCUUAAAAUUCACAUGAGGAUCCACACUGGAGAGAAACCAUUCACAUGCACUCAGUGUGGGAAGAGUUUCAGCACAUCAUCAUCCCUUAAUAGUCACAUGAGGAUCCACACUGGAGAGAAACCAUUCACAUGCACUCAGUGUGGGAAGAGUUUCAGCAAAUCAUCAUCCCUUAAUCUACACAAGAUGAUUCACACUGGAGAGAAACCAUUCACAUGCACUCUGUGUGGGAAGAGUUUCAGCCAAUCAUCAUACCUUAAUCUACACAUGAUGAGCCACACUGGAGAGAAACCAUUCACAUGCACUCAGUGUGGGAAGCGUUUCAGCACAUCGUCAUCCCUUAAUCUACACAUGAGGAUCCACACUGGAGAGAAACCAUUCACAUGCACUCAGUGUGGGAAGAGUUUCAGCCAAUCAUCACACCUUAAAAAACACAUGAGAAUCCACACUGGAGAGAAACCAUUCACAUGCAUCCAGUGUGGUAAGAGUUUUAACUGCUCAUCAUCCCUUAAUCAACACAUGAGGAUCCACACUGGAGAGAAACCAUUCAAAUGCACUCAGUGUGGGAAGAGUUUUAACAACUCAUCAUCCCUUAAUCAACACAUGAGGAUCCACACUGGAGAGAAACCAUUCACAUGCACUCAGUGUGGGAAGAGUUUUAAGUACUCAUCAAACUUUAAUCAACACAUGAGGAUCCACACUGGAGAGAAACCAUUUAAAUGCACUCAGUGUGGGAGAAGUUUUAGCAAAUCAUCAUCCCUUAAUCUUCACAUGAUGAUCCAUACCGGAGAGAAACCAUUCACAUGCACUCAGUGUGGGAAGAGUUUCAGCCAAUCAUCAUCCCUUAAUCUACACAUUAGGAUCCACACUGGAGAGAAACCAUUCCCAUGCACUCAGUGUGGAAAGAGUUUCAGAUGCUCAACACACCUUAAUCUACAUAUGAUGAUUCACACUGGAGAGAAACCCUUCACAUGCACUCAGUGUGGGAAGAGUUUCAGCCAAUCAUCACACCUUAAUGGACACAUGAUGAUCCACACCGGAGAGAAACCAUUCACAUGCACUCAGUGUGGGAAGAGUUUCAUCCGCUCAUCAUCUCUUAAUCUACACAUGAGGAUCCACACUGGAGAGAAACCAUUCCCAUGCACUCAGUGUGGGAGGAGUUUCAGCUGCUCAUCACACCUUACUUUACACAUGAGGAUCCACACUGGAGAGAAACCAUUCACAUGCACUCAGUGUGGCAAGAGUUUCCACCAAUCAUCAGCCCUUAAUCAACACAUUUGGAUCCACACUGGAGUGAAACCAUUCACAUGCACUCAGUGUGGGAAGAGUUUCAGCUGUUCAUCACACCUUAAUCUACACAUGAGGAUCCACACUGGAGAGAAACCAUUCACAUGCACUCAGUGUGGAAAGAGUUUCAGCCGCUCAUCAUCCCUUAAUCAACACAUGAGGAUCCACACUGGAGAGAAACCAUUCACAUGCACUCAGUGUGGGAAGAGUUUUAACUGCUCAUCACACUUUAAUCACCACAAGAGGAUCCACACUGGAGAGAAACUAUACACAUGCACUCAGUGUGGGAAGAGUUUUAACUGCUCAUCACACUUUAAUCCCCACAUGAUGAUCCACACUGGAGAGAAACCAUUCACAUGCACUCAGUGUGGGAAGAGUUUCAGCCGCUCAUCAUCCCUUAAUCAACACAUGAGGAUCCACACUGGAGAGAAACCAUUCACAUGCACCCAGUGUGGGAAGAGUUUCAGAUGCUCAUCACACCUUAAUCUACACAUGAUGAUUCACACUGGAGAGAAACCAUUCACAUGCACUCAGUGUGGGAAGAGUUUCAUCCGCUCAUCAUCCCUUAAUCUACACAUGAGGAUCCACACUGGAGAGAAACAAUUCACUUGCACUUAAGCCGCGGUCACACUGAACUUUUCUACCCAUAGACUUCCAUUCAUACGCACGCGACCAGAAAUGCAAGUUCGUGCGUCAGGUUUUACAGUUCACUGCGUUGCAAAAUACAAGCUUGGUGGACUCUGACCUGCGAAAUCGCAUCACUUGACUGUGUAAGACCAAUUGUAGAUCAAAACAUGACUUCUCUGGACAGCAAUGUAAAAUAUGGACCAAUCGCUUACUUUUUUAAUGUCUAAUCAUCUUGUUUAAUCCCGCUCUUUUUCGCAGUGCCGUACAACAGAAUUUCGCAUGCUCAAACUCUAGUGUGACAGCAGCUUCGGUGUGGAAUGAGUUUCAGCAACUCAUCAGACCUUAAAGGCUCACAAAACACCUUUUUUGAGCUGUUGACAGUCAUAUAAGUGUCCCAUGCUGCUAAAAACACUAUUAGGACACAUAUUUCACAAUGUUAGUGAAUGUUUCGUGAAAUUAGGUUGUUUUUGCGUUAUUUCGAGCAAAUUCCUUCUUCCGGUUUGGAACUAAUUUUUGAAGCUGCGUCACGUGGAUUAGAUCCUGGCAUGUAGACUGGCUGUCUGUACCUGGGAAUACUUUGUGAUGUCUCUGAGUGUGCUGCAUUUAUUCAUGAAAAAGACUUCAACCAAUCAGUGCGCUCUAUUGUGUAUGCGAUGCAACUUCAUUAAUUUGCAUGAUAGUUUUACCUGAAACAGCGUUCAAAAAGCAGAUAGACGACACGAUGUGUUGCCAAAACAAGUGGGAGAAUAAGAAUUGUUUGGAGAUACGGGUCAUCAGUGUUGCUUUUAUAAUUUGCUGCAUCGAAGGUUAUGUUUUCAUUUUCCUGCUAUGAGAGCGCAGGUGGACUCGUGUGGAUUACAGUGCACAUGACACGCGGCAGAAAUACGUUUGUACAGAACAUUUUUUACUCAAGAGCUUUUUGCAUCUGGAAAUCGUGAAAUCUGGAUUUGCUUCUCGUCUCCUUUUACAAAAAAAAGGCUCCAGUUGGUGUUGAUUGCCCUGUCUCUAUAGAUUUGGUAAGUAAGCGAUCAGUGGUCUUUGUUUGUUUAUUCAGAUGGCAAAGUUAAUUUGUAUCGUCAGCAGUACUCUUUCAGUGUUUAAAGACAGACCUUAGGCAAAAUGAUUUCUAAGUUGUUUACAGUAAGUUAAUAUCACUACAAUAUUAUGGACUGAAAGAUCUGCUGUAAAUGCUGCUCUCCGAGUCUAAACAUGUAAACACCGCAAUCGCAAACUAUUACCGACCGACGUGUUGAAUUUUCGCUGCGUUUUGUGACGGGAUAGUCUAUGCACACACACUCACGGCUUUCUGACCUACCAAGUGCAUCAGAGUUACUGAGAAAUGCCGAGAUUUUUUUUUUUCUCUUAUACAACGUGCGGUAUCAAACAUUCCACGGUCAAUAAACACAGUCACUCUCUUUC
Messenger RNA from Danio aesculapii, 3689 nucleotides. Its product is annotated as gastrula zinc finger protein XlCGF57.1-like. Gene Ontology annotation, biological process: central nervous system development; regulation of transcription by RNA polymerase II. The coding region runs from base 120 to 2261 and encodes 713 amino acids. The record is from RefSeq and is a predicted model, not a curated record. Lineage: Eukaryota; Metazoa; Chordata; Actinopteri; Cypriniformes; Danionidae. Gene Ontology annotation, molecular function: RNA polymerase II cis-regulatory region sequence-specific DNA binding; DNA-binding transcription factor activity, RNA polymerase II-specific. Gene Ontology annotation, cellular component: PcG protein complex; nucleus; transcription regulator complex. The transcript is spliced from 4 exons.